Messenger RNA from Daucus carota subsp. sativus, 2806 nucleotides. Its product is annotated as cell division cycle protein 27 homolog B. The record is from RefSeq and is a predicted model, not a curated record. The transcript is spliced from 16 exons. Lineage: Eukaryota; Viridiplantae; Streptophyta; Magnoliopsida; Apiales; Apiaceae. Bases 215 to 2488 code for a protein of 757 amino acids. Gene Ontology annotation, cellular component: cytoplasm; anaphase-promoting complex. Gene Ontology annotation, biological process: anaphase-promoting complex-dependent catabolic process; protein ubiquitination; metaphase/anaphase transition of mitotic cell cycle. Gene Ontology annotation, molecular function: protein binding.
AAUUCGAUCAGGGGUGGGAUUGUUAGUUAAAUAUUAUCGAGAAACAAACCUUUCUUACAAAAUCACAGAAAACCCAAACUCCAAGCAGCAGCUUGACAUAAAAUUUGAAAUUGAAAUCCCCAGCCCUCAAAACCCCCCUCUCAUUCCCACCCCCAAUUACACCGAUUUAAAUCUCUCUCCCUCCCUCCCUCUCUCUCUCGUUCGUGCAGAUAUAAUGGAGACGAUACUGAACGACUGUGUGCAGAACAGUCUCCGCCACUUCCUCUACCACAACGCUAUCUUCAUGUGUGAACGUCUCUGUGCCGAGUUCCCCUCCGAGACAAAUUCCCAACUGCUAGCAGCAUGUUACUUGCAAGGCAAUCAAGCGUACUCUGCGUAUCACAUUCUCAAGGGGACACAACAGGCACAAUCUAGAUAUUUGUUUGCCAUAUCAUGCUUUCAGAUGAAUCUGCUAAGUGAAGCUGAGACAGCACUGUGCCCUGCCAGCGAGCCUAGUUCAGAGGUCCCAAAUGGCGCAGCUGGUCAUUAUCUUCUUGGUCUCAUCUAUAGGUAUACUGAUAGAAUAAGAAGUGCAGUGAAUCACUUUAACCAAGCGUUAUCAAUUGACCCAUUAUUUUGGGCCGCAUAUGAAGAGCUUUGUAUUUUAGGUGCUGCUGAAGAGGGAACUGCAGUUUUCGGUGAAGCAGCUUCACUUUAUGUCCAAAAGCAGUACUCAGCUAAUGGAUUGGCUUCCCAGAGCAUGCUUGCAUCUACUGAAAACAAAAAUCUUGUUCCAGCUAAAAAUCUAAACUUGCAUGAUCCUAGUCCAAGACAAGUGAAGAGUAUGCAUGGUACUACUCUGAAAGAUAACUCUGCUAAUUAUCAUGGAACAACUUUGUCUGGAGGUGCUUCCAGUAAUUUCGUUAAUGGUGGUUUUGCCAAUAUGUCUUUCUGCAGUACUCCUUCACCAAUGGCUGCACAGAUUUCAGCUGUUGCUCCACCUCCUAUAUAUAGGAAUAUGCAAGGAAAUGGUCCAAACCCUAGCUUACUUGGUGCAGAUGGAUCCCCACGGUCAACUAUAAACUCUACAAUGCCAGCCCCUCGAAGAAAGUUUGUGGAUGAGGGGAAGUUAAGAAAGAUAUCAGGAAAGUUAUUUGAUUCUGGCCCAAGACGAAGCACUAGACUUGCCGGAGAAUUGGGACCCAGCACAGGAUCAAAUGCCACAUCAGUUACUGGAAAUGGAACCAGCCACUCCUCUAGGUAUCUUGGCGGCUCAAAGUUGAGCUCUGUUUCAUUUCGCUCUGUGACAUUUAGAAAGGGGCAAGCUCGGACUUCUGAAAAUUUUGAUGAAGGGGUUCAACAUGAGAGUUAUGAUGAUUCACAUCAAAGUAUGACGUCAACUACUACCUCAUCCCUUGCAUGUGAUACCAAAUCUCUUGAAGAAGGGAUCUUAAUGGCCACAGGGGGGGCUAUUAUGAGUGAGUCACAAGCAAUAACCGGCGCUUCAGAAUUAGUAACGCUCUUGGCAAUUCUUGGGGAGGGGUAUAGACUUUCGUGCAUGUAUAGUUGUCAGGAUGCACUGGAUGUUUAUCUGAAACUUCCGCACAAGCAUUAUAAUACUGGCUGGGUACUCUCUCAGGUCGGAAAAGCGCAUUUUGAGUUGGUUGAAUAUCUGGAAGCUGAUCGUGCAUUUAGUCAAGCUCGCCUGAUCUCUCCGUAUAGUUUGGAAGAAAUGGAUAUUUAUUCUACAGUUUUGUAUCAUUUAAAAGAGGACAUGAAAUUAAGCUACUUGGCUCAGGAGUUGGUAUCAACUGAUCGCUUAGCUCCACAGUCGUGGGUUGCUAUGGGGAACUGUUAUAGCUUACAGAAAGAUCAUGAAACUGCUCUUAAGAAUUUUCAACGAGCUGUUCAGCUGAACCCAAGAUUCGCAUAUGCUCACACCCUUUGCGGUCAUGAAUAUGUGGCCCUAGAGGAUUUUGAGAAUGGAAUCAAGAGUUACCAAAGUGCUCUGCGAAUUGAUGAAAGACAUUACAAUGCCUGGUAUGGUCUAGGUAUGAUCUACCUUCGUCAGGAGAAGUUUGAGUUUGCAGAGCAUCACUUCCGAAAGGCUUUCAUUAUCAAUUCACGUUCUUCUGUUAUUAUGUCUUAUCUUGGGACUGCUUUGCAUACCUUAAAGAGAAGUGUUGAAGGUUUAGUAAUGAUGGAGAAAGCAAUUUUAGCAGAUAGGAAGAAUCCUCUUCCCAUGUAUCAGAAGGCUAAUAUACUUGCAAGUAUGGAAAAUUUUGAUGGAGCUCUUGAAGUCCUAGAGGAGCUGAAAGAUUAUGCCCCUCGUGAAAGUAGUGUGUAUGCUUUAAUGGGUAAGAUAUAUAAAAGAUGCAAAAUGCAUGACAAAGCCAUGCUUCAUUUUGGACUAGCGUUGGAUUUGAAACCAUCUGCAACAGAUGUCGCGACCAUCAAGGCUGCUAUAGAGAAGUUGCAUGUACCAGACGAGUUAGACGACACCUUGUGAGUUGUGAGUUCAUAUGGUAUUCAAGUGCAGGAGAGAUAGUGUUGUAAAUUAUCGGCAUGAUAAAUUAGCCCCAAGAGGUUUGGCCUGCUAGUGCUUUCGACUAAGUGAUAGAUAAGUUACCAACAUGAUUCAGGCUUUUCUUUGUACAAGUAAACGAGUAGGAAAAUCCAGUUAAGUGUAUGUGGGCACUUGUACUUUAUUCAAUGAAGUAGCAUAGGUAGAAGUUAUUAGUCAAAUUAAGCAUUGUUGUAACAGAAAUAUAUUGUAUUAAUGUCAGAAUAACUUGUAUCAAUAAUAUAUGCUGGCAGCAUUUUAGAA